AUUUUGUAAAGUUUCACAACGUGGAAAGUUUCCGCUGUGUAACCUCGUAUUCACUCCUUAUCCGUUCGAGCUUGUCACAACAGUUAGUCAGAUUAUCUCGUCGUCUUUGUGGGGACGUGAUUAAUUUGGGGGUAAUCUAGUUCACGGUAUCAGUGAUGAUUUGUGUGGAAUGUCACGGGGUUCUCAGUGGAAAUCUGUGAUAUAAAAGCAGCCCACAGUAUCGGUGAAGGAUUUUCUUUUUCGGACACUCAUGAUUGGUUUGUCUUUAUCACGAGCUGUCUCGUCCGGGGAACUCACACUUCACCAUGCUGAUGCCGGAGUUUGUUGGGCGCUUCCUGGCGGAUGUCGCCGUCAACACCACCAACAGCACCGAGUGCUACGACAUAAUCAAAUUCAACAAGGAAAUGGGCUACAAUGCCUGCUACACGGUGCAGACGGAUCCGAACUGUGAGAGCGAAGGAUACAUUCCGUAUCUGGAGUGGUACUACUGUUGGCUGGGAGAUGCCCUCAUCCCACUCGCCGUCUUUUUAACCUUCCUGUGGAUCUUCGUGCUGUUUAUAGCCGCCGGCCUCGCCGCGGAUAACUAUUUAUGCCCCUCGUUGACGAUGAUCGCCAAGAAUCUGCAUCUGAGCGAAAAUUUAGCAGGUGUGACAUUUUUAGCAUUCGGCAACGGCGCUCCGGACAUCAUGUCCUCCAUUAUCGCCGUGCACUCGUCCAGCGGGGAUCCCGGAUUGGCCAUUGGAGAGCUGAUUGGGGGUGGGAUUUUCGUUACAACGGUGGUAGGCGCCGCGGUGAGCAUCCUGGCGCCCUUCACCAUCAUGCGGCGCCCCUUCCUGCGCGACGUGUCCUUCUACAUUGCCGGCGUGGUGUGGAUUAUCGUCGUGCUGUGCCGGGGCCGGAUUUACUUUGCGGAAGCCAUCGGGUUUCUCUCGCUGUACGGCGCGUACGUGGUGGUGGCCGUGGGCGGACGGAUCAUCCGCAAGCAGUGCUAUCCCACGGGGAAGUUCCUGGUGGGCAAUGACAGCAUCACCCAUCUGCCACCCAACGCCAGCGACGAUGAUUUAUUGGAUGAGGACGGACACGCCCUGUCGCCCACCCCGCCCGGCGAGGAUGAGGACGACGGCGAUGUGCCGCUGAUUCUGCGCUCGGGCUCCGGACGGAUCACGUGGUACGGAGAUUUCAUCCGCGGGAUCCUGCCACAGGAGAUCUUCCGCUUCAAGGCGCUCAGCGUGUGGAAGAAGAUCACAUGUAUUGUGUCGGUGCCGUUUGAAAUUAUUCUCAACCUGACGGUGCCGGUGGUGGUGGAUCAACGGGAGGACCCCAAGCAGCGCUGGUCCAAAGUGUUGCGCGUUAUUAACUGUGUCACGUUGCCCAUGCUCGUCGUCGUGCUCGUACCAGGCGGCAAUGCCAAUUUAAGCGGCGUCUUUCCGGCGUGGGCGCUGGCGCUGCUGAUCGCGCUGCUGGUGGCCGCCUUCGUCUUCUUCACAUCCCAUGUUACGGAGCCGCCCUGGUAUCAUAUUGUGUUCGCGUACCUGGGCUUCUUCGGGGCCUGCGUGUGGGUGUAUCUGACGGCCAACGAGAUCGUGGCCUGCCUGCAGACCGUGGGGAUCGCGCUGAAUGUCAAGACCACCAUUCUGGGAUUGACGGUGCUGGCGUGGGGUAACAGUAUUCCCGAUUUUAUUGCCGACACAGGAAUGGCCCGCCGCGGCCAGCCACGGGUGGGAAUAUCGGCCGUGUUCGCUGGUCCCAUGAUGAAUUUAUUACUGGGCGUGGGCACCUCCUUCUGCUUCGCCACCAGCACGGUGAAUCCCUUCCCGGUGCAGACCACCUCGCUGUCGCUGCUGUCGGCCGGGACGCUAAUGGUGUCGCUGGUUUUUUCAUUAAUCUACAUCGUGGCCGCCCGCUUCCGGCUGGCCCGCGUCUACGGCGGCAUCCUCCUGUUUCUCUACGUCCUCUUCCUUGGACUGGCCAUUCCCACCGCGCUGGGCGUUCUCAUGUGAUUUGUACGCGUGUCAGCUGUGUUGAAGAAUAGUUUUUAUUUGAUAUUAAUGCACAUCUGUGAUAAAUCGUGAGUUUUCCGGUUUUUGUUUCCUAUUGCGGUGAAAAUGGCAGACGGUGAUUUUUUAACCGUGAUUUAUUUGUCCAGUGUUAAACGGAUGUAUCGGAUUCGAGUAUGUUCUAAAAAUGCUCAAAAAUUUUUCCACUUUCCAGU
Paramacrobiotus metropolitanus is the source of this 2212-nucleotide messenger RNA. RefSeq names its product mitochondrial sodium/calcium exchanger protein-like. The transcript has 12 exons. Gene Ontology annotation, cellular component: membrane. The coding region runs from base 306 to 2000 and encodes 564 amino acids. Gene Ontology annotation, molecular function: monoatomic cation transmembrane transporter activity. The record is from RefSeq and is a predicted model, not a curated record. NCBI's taxonomy places the organism in Eukaryota, Metazoa, Tardigrada, Eutardigrada, Parachela, Macrobiotidae. Gene Ontology annotation, biological process: intracellular calcium ion homeostasis; transmembrane transport; monoatomic cation transport.